AUGAGGAUCUCCAAUGCUUUGACGCAGGCUACCGGCCUUCUCUUGUCGCUCGGUCUGGCCGCCGAGGCAAGAUCUGUGAGUGCACCUACAGUUGCAAAGGGCUACUCGCGGAGUGAAAUCUGCAAGCCCCAUGCACCGUUCAAGCCUCUUCCUGCCAGUCAGCCGCGAACCAAGACGUGUACCGUCUCUUCGUACGGAGAUGGACGCGAUGACUCCAAGUUCAUUCUUUCUGCGAUUGAAAAGUGCAACAAUGGCGGAAAGGUUGUCUUCGAGGCAGACAAGGAGUACACGAUCGGUACAGCUUUGGAUCUGACCUUCCUCAAGAAUGUGGAUCUUGAUAUUCAAGGAUACAUCAAGUUCACCAAUGACACGGACUACUGGCAGGAGCAUGCUUUCGCUCAGGUCUACCAGAAUGCUACGACCUUUUUCCAGCUGGGUGGUGAAGACGUCAAUAUCUAUGGCGGCGGUACCCUCGAUGGAAAUGGACAGGUCUGGUACGACUUGUAUAAUGAGGAUGAUCUGAUUCUGCGUCCAGUCUUGGUGGGAGUUAUUGGACUUAAUGGAGGCACCAUUGGUCCUUUGAACCUUCGCUGGUCGCCCCAGUGGUACAACUUUGUUGCAAACUCUACCAAUGUUGUGUUCAACGAAAUCAACAUUGGUGGAUUAAGUAACAACGACAUCACUGCUAAGAACACUGAUGGAUGGGACGUCUACCGCUCUUCAAACAUUGUCAUUCAGAACUCUAUCAUCAACAACGGCGACGACUGUGUCUCUUUCAAGCCCAACACCACCGAUAUCAUUGUUCAGAACCUUCACUGCAAUGGCUCCCACGGUAUCUCAGUUGGUUCCCUGGGCCAGUACGAGGGUGAGGUCGACAUCGUUGAGAAUGUCCUCGUGUACAACAUCUCUAUGUUCAAUGCAUCGGACGGUGCACGAAUCAAAGUUUGGCCUGGCGUCUCUUCAGAGCUAUCCGCUGACUUGCAAGGCGGUGGUGGCACCGGCUACGUGAAGAACAUCACCUACGACACCAUGUACAUCGAUAACGUCGAAUACGCUAUUCAGGUCACCCAGUGCUACGGACAAAGCAACCUGACUCUUUGCAACGAGUACCCCAGCGAUCUCACUAUCUCCGACGUCUACUUCAACAACAUCUACGGUACAACUUCGGGCGCAUACAACCCUUAUGUUGGAACUGUUGUCUGCUCGAGUCCAGAUGUGUGCUCGAAUAUCCAUGCCACUGAUAUCUCUGUCACUAACCCGGCCGGUGCUGACUACAAUGAGUUUACAUGCAGCAAUGUCAACACCACAUUACUUGCAGUCACCUGCAAUGCUGCUUAA
This is a messenger RNA of Penicillium verhagenii, 1338 nucleotides long. Its product is annotated as putative extracellular exo-polygalacturonase. Gene Ontology annotation, molecular function: polygalacturonase activity. Lineage: Eukaryota; Fungi; Ascomycota; Eurotiomycetes; Eurotiales; Aspergillaceae. Gene Ontology annotation, biological process: carbohydrate metabolic process. The transcript has 8 exons. The coding region runs from base 1 to 1338 and encodes 445 amino acids. The record is from RefSeq and is a predicted model, not a curated record.